Maniola jurtina (meadow brown) is the source of this 1617-nucleotide messenger RNA. RefSeq names its product pre-mRNA 3'-end-processing factor FIP1 (gene Fip1). Gene Ontology annotation, cellular component: mRNA cleavage and polyadenylation specificity factor complex. NCBI's taxonomy places the organism in Eukaryota, Metazoa, Arthropoda, Insecta, Lepidoptera, Nymphalidae. Gene Ontology annotation, molecular function: RNA binding. The transcript is spliced from 9 exons. The record is from RefSeq and is a predicted model, not a curated record. Bases 65 to 1522 code for a protein of 485 amino acids.
UAUAAAAACAAAAUGUCAGUAUAUCUAUUGUCUUUGGCAAAAAUUAUAAAAAAUAAAAAUAAAAAUGGCAGACGCUGCGGUAGAAAAUGCUCCCGCCGACGAAAAUGACGAUAAUUGGCUUUAUGGAGAAUCAACUAAUGAUCAGAUUGAAGGAGAUGCACCUGAUACUAAUGACAAAAUUCAUCAGCAGCAAAGCACAGGCGACGGAGCACCGGAUGGAGAGGAGAAAGAGCAGGAAGAAGGCGAGGGUGGGGAGGGGAAUGAUGAUUCCCACUUUACUGAUGAGCACUUUGGUGAAGUGGGCCGCGACCACGCGGAGCCAGCAAACGGGGAUGCGGAUAGCCAAGACAAUGGAGACUCAGACUCGGAUGAUAGCGAUGAUAUUAAAGUUACUAUUGGGGAAAUUAAGUCAGGACCACAGGCUUAUUCUGGUAUGAAUAUAAAGCGAGGUGUUGGCCUCGUAGCGUCAGGCGGCGAGAAGCCCCGGCCGGUGCCCGCGGCCGGCAGCAAGGUGACGCUGGAGGACUUGGAUGGACCUGGCAGCAUCAAUGGCGUGCCUGCGCUCGAGUUCAACAUUGACACCAUCGAGGACAAGCCCUGGAACAAACCUGGUGCUGAUAUAUCAGACUACUUCAACUACGGCUUCAACGAGGUGACGUGGAGCGCGUACUGCGAGCGGCAGCGGCGCAUGCGCGUCAACGAGUCGGGAGCCACGCUGCACACGCAGCCGCCUCGCGCGCCGCCGCCCGAGCCGCGCCGCCCGCCCGGGCCUCCGAGACACGAAGAGAUGCCGCCGGGCGCGCAGAACAACUAUCAGGCUCGUGAGAACACAAUACAGGUGAUGACAGCGGAGCGGCGCGAGUACGGACGCACGCACGGCCGCGACGCGCCGCCGCCCGACUACUUCACCGCGCCGCCGCCCGACCACGCCUACUAUCCGCCGCCGAUACAGCCCUACGAGGAGCCCUGGGCUCAUCCGGAACAACCUGCCUGGGUUCCCACCGAAAUUAAAGAACUGACUCCCGGUCCCAUGGGGCCCCCUAUGGGGCCGCCCAUGGGGAUGGUGCCGCCGGUCGGGCCCCCGCACACCAUGCCGCCGGUCCACGUCAUGGGGCCUUCGUACGCGCCUCCCUAUCGCUCGCACCUACCUCCGCAUUUACACGAGAGAGAGCGCGAUCGAGAGAGAGAAAGAGAUAGGGACAGGGAAAGAGACCGCGAGAGGGACAGAGAACGCGAUAGAGAUAGACUGAGAGAGCGCGAAGAAAGGGAAAGAAGAGACCGAGACAGAAGGGAAGAGGAGGAGAGGGAUAGAGAGCGCGAACGUUCUCGAUCUAUAAAGCCUGAUAGAAUUAGAGAGAAGUCGUACAGACGCGAGCGGUCGCGUUCGAGGUCGCGACGCCACAAGUCGCGGUCGCGGUCGCCGCGACGCGAGCGCUCUCGCGACCGCGACAGGUCGCGCGACCGCGAGCGCAGCAUCAAGCCCAAAACCAAGGAGCCGAAGGAAAAGGAUGAAGACAAAUGAACUUGAGCUCUUUGAUUGCGCUGUUCGCGUAUUAGUAUUAAGUAAUUAAUAAACAACCAUGUUUUUGAUUAUGGAGACAUAAAUAGCCUAAAGAC